Messenger RNA from Entrophospora candida, 525 nucleotides. NCBI's taxonomy places the organism in Eukaryota, Fungi, Glomeromycota, Glomeromycetes, Entrophosporales, Entrophosporaceae. The record is from the annotation of a GenBank genome assembly.
AUGAAAAAUACAUCCAAGUGGAAACUAUCCACCAGAAAAUUUGUAGAAGAUUCGCUAUAUGAAUAUGGUUUAAAAUGUACUUCUGAACAUAUGUGUCAUAGUUUUAUUUUAGAUCCAGAUGAUAAUUCUUAUAUUAAUGAUAAAAUAUUUACAAAAGAAGAGCUUGAAGAAAUUCGUGAUUACAAAAAAAGAGAGCUUCCAGAGAUUCCAGAAGAUCUCAUUAAUUAUAUUAUGAAAUUUUCUGAUAACAAAAUACAUGAACUUAGACACUCAUUGAAAAAUGAUAAUGAAUCAAUAUCAGAAAACUAUGUUCGUGAACUUCAUCAUGACAUAGAUUGGCAAGUUUGUGGAGAAUCUUCUAGUUUAGCAUCUGUAUUAAGAAAAAAUUUAGGUCGUACAGUUCCUGGUAUAAAACAAUUGGCUAGAUCAAAAAUGGGUCAAAGGGCAGAUUUGGUACUACAUGUUUCUUCAGAUUUAGAAUUUGAUCAUUUAGAUAUUGUUCAUUAUUUGAUGGUUCUACAGUAG